UUCCUCUGUUGCUGUCGUCUUACAGCUCAUUACUCCCCUUAGAAUAAUAGUUCCCCAAAGUUUGCUGUUUUCUACGUCUGUAUUAGAGCAUUUGAGCGUCGAAAAGCCACAAUGGCAUUUAAAGUGACUGUCAACAGUGCCUGGAGGGCAACAAGGACGCUGUGGCUGCUCAUGCUAGUGAGCCUCUCUGUGUGCAUCUGUGUUUGCCGAGCAGCAUCACCCCAGGAGGAGGACAGUGCCAUGGAGAACAUCGUUACGGAGAAAAAGGCUGAGGAGAGCCACAGGCAGGACAGCGCAGACCUGCUCAUAUUCAUCACGCUGCUCACCCUCACCAUCCUGACUAUCUGGUCGUUCAAACACCGGCGGUUUAGGUUCCUGCACGAAACUGGACUGGCGAUGAUUUAUGGCUUACUUGUUGGCGUAGUCUUGCGUUAUGGCAUCCACGUUCCUCGGGACAUAAGCAACGUCACGCUGAGUUGCCACGUCAAUGCCAGCCCCGCCACACUGCUUGUCAACGUCAGCGGUAAAUUCUAUGAGUACACGCUGAAAGGAGAGAUCAGUGCAAACGAGGUGAACGACGUGCAAGAUAAUGAGAUGCUGCGAAAGGUGACAUUUGAUCCCGAGGUUUUCUUCAACAUUCUCCUUCCACCGAUCAUCUUCCAUGCUGGCUACAGCCUGAAAAGGAGACACUUUUUCCGUAACAUGGGAUCCAUCCUGGCGUAUGCCUUUCUGGGAACAGUUAUUUCCUGUUUUGUUAUUGGGUUGCUGAUGUACGGCUGUGUGAUGCUAAUGAAGCAGGUGAAGCAGCUGGAUGGAGACUUCUUCUUCACCGACUGUCUCUUCUUUGGAGCCAUCGUCUCUGCCACAGACCCGGUGACAGUCCUGGCGAUCUUCAAUGAGCUGCAGGUAGACGUGGAUUUAUACGCUCUGCUGUUUGGAGAGAGCGUGCUCAACGAUGCAGUGGCCGUCGUUCUGUCCUCGUCAAUAGUAGCGUACCAGCCUGAAGGAGACAACAGUCACACGUUCGAGGUCAUGGCCAUGCUCAAGUCUUUUGGGAUUUUCCUCGGAGUCUUCAGCGGCUCCUUUGCUCUGGGAGUUGCCACCGGCGUCGUCACUGCUCUCGUGACUAAGUUCACUAAGCUGAGAGAUUUCCAGCUGUUGGAGACGGCUCUGUUCUUCCUCAUGUCAUGGAGCACAUUCCUGCUGGCUGAGGCCUGUGGCUUCACAGGUGUGGUCGCCGUGCUGUUCUGUGGUAUCACUCAGGCUCACUACACAUUCAACAACCUGUCUCCUGAGUCCCAGGACAGGACCAAACAGCUGUUCGAGCUACUGAAUUUCCUGGCAGAGAACUUCAUUUUCUCCUACAUGGGUCUGACCCUGUUCACCUUCCAGAACCACGUCUUCAAUCCCAUGUUCAUCGUUGGAGCUUUUCUGGCCGUGUUUCUAGGGAGAGCUGCAAACAUUUACCCUCUUUCAUUCCUUCUUAAUCUGGGACGACGCAACAAGAUCCGGUCCAACUUCCAGCACAUGAUGAUGUUUGCAGGGCUGCGAGGAGCGAUGACCUUUGCCCUAUCAAUCAGGGACACAGCGACGUACGCCCGUCAGAUGAUGUUUUCCACCACUCUGCUUGUGGUCUUCUUCACUGUUUGGAUCUGUGGAGGUGGUACCACCCAGAUGCUGUCUUGCCAGCGUAUACGAGUGGGGGUGGACUCUGAUCAGGACAACUCUAUCAGUAUCAGUGAUGGCUCAGAGAGAAGAAGCACCAAGCAAGAAAGUGCCUGGCUGUUCAGGAUUUGGUACAACUUUGACCACAACUACUUGAAGCCCAUCCUGACUCACAGCGGCCCCCCUCUCACAGCCACGCUACCUCCCUGCUGUGGCCCCCUCGCCCGCUUCCUCACCAGCCCUCAGGCCUAUGAGAACGAGUGCCAGCUGAACGACGACGACUCUGAACUCAUCCUGACAGAUGGGGACAUCAACCUCACCUACGGCGACAUCACCGUCAGCACGGACGCCACAGGCGCCCACACAAGCGGCAGCUCGGCCUUCGCUGGUGCCACCAGCUCUGAUGACUUGGACAGAGAGUUAGCGUACGGAGAUCACGAGCUGGUAAUGAGGGGCACACGCCUGGUGCUGCCCAUGGACGACUCAGAGCCCCCCUUUACGGACCCCCACCAACGCUUCCGGAUGUGAAGACAGCCUCCGCAUCAACGCAGACAACCGUCCGAUUCAGUCUCGCCCGAGCCAUCAACAAAGAGACCAGUACCUGACACUCCUGUCAUUUCUUUGCUCUUGCACCUUGCCUCAUUCUUUUGCUCUUUCCCUCUCCUCGCUGUUACAUUCACUCACUCCCUUUAGUGGCAAAUCACUGUCUCUACCUCAUUCUCGUUCUGCUCGUUUCCACACCUUUUUUGGCUCUGCCAUUACUGUAAAAUAAUCUUAUUUAUUUGCAGGAUUUCUCAGUUACAGAUGUAAAGUCAGCUUCUCUUAGUUUGGCUUAAAGUCGUGUGUCGGUUACCUUACUGUAGCAUUGCACAGAGGUCCAGCAGCAUGUGUUAGUGUGUAAAUGCAACUACCAACCAAUAGCUACUUUGUCUAUGUACAGUAUAUAACCAGAGUACUAUAACUUUGAUAUGCAUGCUGAGGAUGCUUGUCGUUUUCUUUGUAUGGGAGAUUGAGGGCUUUUGUGUUUUGGGUCUGACCUUGAAUGUUGCUGCCUUCUCUCUGUGCACCAGAGGCAUGCUGACCCAGUGGAUAACUUUACUGUACAUUUUGUUACAAUCAAGUGCCUGGGAAUUGUAGUUUUAAGCCUGGAAGCCCAUGCUGGCUCAGCUCUGGGAUGGGCGGUCAUGCAGUUGUAGUUUUCCUUUGUAAAAAAGAAAAAAAAAAAAAAAAAGCAAACCAACACCUCUGUCCAUAAGGUAGCAAUAUCCUGGGUGGGUGUUUGGGGCUGUCAGUUUGUGCUACUCGCCUGUAAAUAGUGUUUAGUGUGAUGCCAUUGAUGCAGUGUCACCUGGCAGUGAAAGUUGUGGAUCUCUCCCAAUGACCUUUGACUGUGACUUAGAGAGGGACUUUACACCUUAUUUUAGAAGUCGAUGUCGCUCACAGCAGAACGAAGGGCUCUUGUUGUGAAAAAAAAAGUAUAAACAUUGAAAGCUUUGUGCCAUUUCAGUCUUGCAUUUCCACAUUUUGUGAGAGAUUAAUGCAGACGGUCUUUAAGUGUUUGUUUUGGUGGAGAGCUUAAGCACUUUAAGCUGAAUCAUGUCUGUCAUGCACAUUUAGCUGUGUGCAGGUAUUUUCUAUUACAAUCAUUCAAGACUUUUUAUUCAAUCUCUCAUUUACAAUCCUGAUAAACUCAUUUGAAAAGAUGGAUUUGACUCUAGGAUCUCUGUACUCUGUUAAGCAAAAAUACCUUUGAGAGCAUUAUUUUGGCAAACAAUAAUAAUAAUUAUUUUGUAUUAGAAUUGUCUCAACAACACCAGAAUUUUAAACUUCAGUAAGAUACUAGUAAAAAAUCAAACAAUAUCACCACCUGUUUUGAUAUCACAGCAACAAAAAAGAAGUCUAGACACCCAGCAGUGGCUAUAUUUUUUGUUUAAUUGCCAAAAUUGCCAGCAGAAACCUUCACACUGUCUAACUUGGUAUAAAACGUAUAACAGAAAUGGUUUACUUAAUACACUUACUCUGUAAAUGAUUUUUAACAAUUGUUAGAGAGUCAUUUUUAAAUAUCUUAAUUAGGGCUGUCAAGAUAAAUCGCAUUAAUCACAAUUAAUCAAGGUUUAUAAUAAAAGCACUAAGUCUUUUUGUAAUCGCGAUUAAUCUCAUGCUUUAUUGGGCCUUUUAGCUCACUUUGGUUAAUCCAUAUCAGUGACUUUCUGCAGCGACAUGGAUGUAAAAUAAGUCAUCAGGACUUGUAUUUCCUUAGCUAUCCAUAACAAGUUUCUUUUUCUGUGGUUAAGUUUAUGUUAAAAUCUUCGAUCUCCCUGUAAAAGCUGGUCUGUAUCCAAACAGGGAGUCAGUUACCCUUAGGUAAGGACAGCAGAAAAUCCAAAAUGAUCACAAAAAAAAAAGUUGCG
Molecule: messenger RNA, 4076 nt
Organism: Cheilinus undulatus (humphead wrasse)
Lineage: Eukaryota; Metazoa; Chordata; Actinopteri; Labriformes; Labridae
Gene: slc9a6a
Product: solute carrier family 9 member A6a
Exons: 16
Coding region: 112-2193 (693 amino acids)
Biological process (GO): proton transmembrane transport; sodium ion transport; regulation of pH
Cellular component (GO): membrane; recycling endosome
Molecular function (GO): sodium:proton antiporter activity
Source: RefSeq, a predicted model, not a curated record